Molecule: messenger RNA, 891 nt
Organism: Acanthosepion pharaonis
Lineage: Eukaryota; Metazoa; Mollusca; Cephalopoda; Sepiida; Sepiidae
Source: the annotation of a GenBank genome assembly
AUGCUGACCACAACCAUUUCUAUAUUUCCCCUUCAUCGGAUCCCACCUCCUCGUCGUCCUAUUAAACUCCACGCCUGUCUUUUCCCUCAUCUAACCCCGACACCGCACCCUUUGCUGCACCUGGAUGAUGAUGCCCUGGACAUCCCCUCCCCUCGGGUGGACGUCGGUGGUAUUGACCGAGCAAAUCGAGCGUCGUACGCUUCGCUAAUUCUUUCCAAUUCCCCGGGAUCUUUAUUUCGUCUGCCGUUUGGUUUUCCACCGUGGUUUUCUACGACCCCUACGUCUUCUUCUUUUCCUCUCCCGUCCGGGUACCACCUCUCACCAUCUACGAUUUUUCAAUCGUUUGUUCUUUUUUUCUACAUUUUUCUUCUUUUUCCUUUUUUCUUUCAUUCUUUCUCUCUAUUGUUCGUAUUUUUCAAUCGUUUAUUCUUUGCUUUUUUCAUUAUUCAUCUUUUUUCUUUCGGUUACUUGAAAAGAACGUAUUUCAUUUGUCUUUCGCCAUUAUCUUUCUUUUUUCAUUCAUCUAUUGUUUUUUUUCUUUCUUUCAGUUUUGCCUUUCAUAUCUUUCAUUUUUCUUUUUUAUCCGUUUAUUUUGCCAAUAUUUUUAUCUCUCCUUUAUUUCUAUCUAAACAUUUUUUUUUCUUUUAUUUAAUUUUUUUUUUCUUUCUUUUUUGGAUUUUUCGCCUGCUUAUUCUUUCCGCUUUUUUUUUUUUAUUACUCUUUUUCCCUUCCGUUGUUUCGGUUUUUUAUUCUUUUCUUUCCAGUCUUGCUUUCCUUUAUUUCUUCCUCCCCUUUGAUUUUUCUGUCUGCUUUUCUUUUUCUUUUUUUCUUUUUAUCAUUCUGAGAUUUUUCUUCCACUUCUUUUUCGUUUCUUCUUUUUUUCAUUUUUGA